AUGGUCAAAGUCUUUGUCUCCCUCAGCGCGUUGGCCACUGCCGCUACGGCUGGCUCCGUCACGCAGCUCCCCGAGUCUGUGACCAAGCUCAUCGACUACUCCGCAAACCCCUGCGACGACUUUUACCAAUAUGCGUGUGGUUCGUGGUACAAGAAUGCUGUGAUUCCCCCGUACAGGACAAACACCGGUACGUCGACCUCCAAGAUUUCCAUCCAAAACGAAGCCGUGUUGAAGAAGAUUUUGUCUGACAACAAGCCCAAGCUUGGCGAGUUUUACAACUCCUGUUUGGACACGGCUACGCUCUCGUCGCUUGGCCUGACUCCGUUGGCCGACUCGUUCAAAGCCAUUCGAUCGGCCAACACCACGUUGGACCUCCUCGUCGUGGCUGGUGAAUUGGCCAAGAACGGCAUCCCUGCCUUUGUUGACAUCAAGGCCAGUGCCGAUAAAAAAGACUCGACCAAGAACGCCCUCUUCGGUGUACAACCCCCCCUGUCGCUACAUCGCUCGUACUACACCACCCCUUCCAAGUGGGAGAUAAUCGAAGCCGACUACAAGGUGUACAUUGCGACGGUUUUGCAGUUGGCUGGAUACACUGCCGAACAAGCGGCGGCUGCCGUGCCGGUGAUCAUCCGUUUCGAGCAAACUCUGGCGGGUGUCGCCCUCAGAAAGCUCGAAGAGAUGGAGGCCGCCGUGUCUCCGUACACUGCGCUUACUUACUACCAACUGGACCAGAAGUAUCCGCUGCUCAUUGGCUCGUGGCUCAAGGGCAACGGCUUCAACGUCCGCGACGGAUGCGGUGGGUCGAACGACUGGGUGGGUUUGACCGCCUUGACCUACUUUGAAAAGGCCGAAGCGUUGUUAACGAACACGACGUUGGACGACCUCCGCACCAUCGUGGAGUACAAGCUCAUCCACGCCUCUUCCACCCAUCUGACCCCUGAAUUCCGCACGGCCAACUGGAAUUUCUUCGGCAAGAAGAUCAAUGGCGAAAAGGUGGAACCAACUCGUGAAAAGUUCUGCGUCGCAGAAGUGGAUACAACAGUUGGGGAGCUCUUGGGCCAGUACUUCUUAGACGCGGUGUGGUCGGCUGACACGGCCAAGACGGCCGACGAACUGGUCAAGGCCUUGGAGUCGUCCUUCUCCACUAGCAUUGCCACCGCCGACUGGUUGGACAACUCGACCCGCGCCAACGCACAAACGAAGUUGUCCAAGUUUGUGCACUUGUUGGGUGGCCCAGAGAAGCCACAGCUGUACCCCACGCUAACGUUGGACUCGAAGACGUAUCUGAACAACCGUUGGAAGGUGUCUCAAGUGAACAUCGACACCAACUUGAAGUUGGCCGGCCAACCUGUGGACAAGCGCAAGUUCAGCAUUCCCCCUCAGACAGUCAAUGCGUACUACAUCCCCAAGGAGAACCAAAUUCUGUUCACGGCCGGUUUUUUGCAAAACCCGUUCUUUGACAACCAGUUUGACGCUGCCCAGAACUUUGGUGCCAUCGGGGUUGUCAUCGGACACGAAAUUUCCCACGGGUUCGACAACCGCGGCCGCUAUUACGAUGGCGACGGCAAGUUCAACCCAUGGUGGUCGAUUGACACCAUCACUGCAUUCAAGAAGAAGGCCCAGUGCAUUAUCGACCAGUACGCCAAGUUUGUCGUCAAGAGCGAAGUGACUGGCGCUGAGUUGGGCAACGUCAAUGGCACGCUCACUUUGAGUGAAACCAUUGCCGACAACGGGGGGCUCAAGACCAGUUUUCGCGCAUACCACGAGUACUUGAAGAAGUUCCCGUCGCAGUACACCGAAGAAGCUGGCGACAAGUUGUUCUACUUGUCGUUCGCCCAAGCCAGGUGCUCCAAGUACACGGAUACCCACCUCAACUUUCUAUUGAAGAAGGCUCACCCGCCCGGUCGGUUCCGCGUGACGGGGGCGUUGCAAAACAACGCUGAGUUUGCCCGUGUGUUCAAAUGCCCCACCGACUCGAACUUGAACCCGUCCAAGAAGUGCUUGUUGUGGGAAUAG
This is a messenger RNA of Aphanomyces astaci, 2016 nucleotides long. RefSeq lists its product as hypothetical. Gene Ontology annotation, cellular component: plasma membrane. Gene Ontology annotation, molecular function: metalloendopeptidase activity. The coding region runs from base 1 to 2016 and encodes 671 amino acids. The transcript has a single exon. Gene Ontology annotation, biological process: protein processing. Lineage: Eukaryota; Oomycota; Saprolegniomycetes; Saprolegniales; Verrucalvaceae. The record is from RefSeq and is a predicted model, not a curated record.